Molecule: messenger RNA, 611 nt
Organism: Funneliformis geosporum
Lineage: Eukaryota; Fungi; Glomeromycota; Glomeromycetes; Glomerales; Glomeraceae
Source: the annotation of a GenBank genome assembly
GUAAUUUGACAAAAAUUUGUUUAUGUACACUUCAACAGAGUGAAUGGCUACAUGCCUCCCCACGUGUGGAUUGGCUAUACCUAAAAAGCUCCAAAGUUAAUGAUUGGAUCGCAAAUGUUUUAUGUGAAUGGAAAAGAAAACUGUCAAUUCAUCUUAAAAGGCACUCACUUAUAUUUGCGGAAAAACUAUCACUUUCAGAUAGGCGUUCUAUGCUAAAUUUUUAUAAUUUAACAGUUUUUCAGAAUUCACCCAGAGUUGCAAGUGAACUGGCAUGGUUUGGCUCGCUACAAAAACUUUUGACUAUUGACGUAGACUUUAAUGAAUUAAGACAUAAAACACCACAUACUAAUCCAUAUGUAAUAGGGUGGAAUCUGGGUGAUAACAAACCCUUUCUAGGCAAGCUUCUAAGAACAAGUCUGAACCUUGCAAAUAUCAUGCAUAUUAAUCCAACGAUUGGACGCAACCAAAGAAUCGUAUUAUCACCUCGCACCAGAUGCAUUUAUCAUAAUCCAAUUACCAAGAUUCCCCCUCAAACUAAAGAUAGUGAACACCGUUGUUUUUCACUAUCCCUCGAGACCUCUGUUUCUUUAUUUCUACCUCUCGCAAUAAUA